Molecule: messenger RNA, 1393 nt
Organism: Hylaeus anthracinus
Lineage: Eukaryota; Metazoa; Arthropoda; Insecta; Hymenoptera; Colletidae
Gene: Sec13
Product: protein SEC13 homolog
Exons: 3
Coding region: 150-1085 (311 amino acids)
Biological process (GO): positive regulation of TOR signaling; COPII-coated vesicle budding; protein import into nucleus
Cellular component (GO): nuclear pore outer ring; COPII vesicle coat
Molecular function (GO): protein binding; structural molecule activity
Source: RefSeq, a predicted model, not a curated record
CUGUGCCUCAGCCAUCGAUGCGCACAUGCUUCCACGUAUGUGACAGACACUGAACAACAUAACCUUAUUCCACGAUCUCUGAUUGAUCGUUAGCACGUUCGCAAUUUUUCGAAUAUUUGUACAGAAAUUUGAAUAAGACAAAAUUAAAAAUGGUAUCCGUGUUGAACACUGUCGACACCGGUCACGAGGAUAUGAUCCACGAUGCGGAAAUGGAUUAUUAUGGUUUGAGGUUAGCGACUUGUUCCAGUGACAAUUCGGUAAAAAUAUUCGAUUUGAAGAAUGGAUCGCAAAGUUUAGUAGCCGAUCUGAAAGGACACGUUGGACCUGUGUGGCAAGUUGCUUGGGCACAUCCAAAGUUUGGAAAUCUCUUAGCAUCUUGCAGUUACGAUAGAAAGGUUAUUAUUUGGAAGGAGUUAGGAGAAUGGACAAAAAUUUAUGAACACACCGGCCAUGAUUCUUCUGUUAAUUCGGUAGCAUGGGCACCGCACGAAUUUGGCCUGAUUCUUGCUUGCGGUAGCUCCGACGGUUCUUUAUCUAUUCUCACUAAUAAUGGGGACACAUGGGACACUCAAAAGAUUCCAAAUGCCCAUACUAUCGGUUGUAAUGCAGUGAGCUGGUGUCCAGCUAUCGAACCCAGCUUUGAUGCCAGUGGAAUUCAGAGGAAUGGAACUGUGAAAAGAUUAGCCACAGGAGGUUGUGAUAAUUUAGUUAAAAUUUGGAAAGACGAAGGCGAUCGAUGGGUGGAAGAAGAUAAACUCGAAGCGCACAGCGAUUGGGUACGAGACGUAGCAUGGGCGCCUGCGGUUGGACCAUCUAAGGCUGCUCUAGCUUCUUGUUCCCAAGAUCGUCGUGUGAUCGUAUGGACUUCGAACGAUUAUUCCAGUUGGACACCGACUAUUCUGAACGUCUUCGAUGAUGUAAUUUGGAAUGUGAGUUGGUCGUUAACUGGAGGUAUUCUAGCAGUUAGCGGUGGAGAUAAUAAAGUAACUCUUUGGCGUGAAAACACCGAAGGACAGUGGACGUGCAUUUCCGAGACGAACAAAGGUCAAGGAAACCUUAAUAACGCUGAUCAGCGUGCGCUAUAAAAUUGGAAAAUAAAAUAUAGGAUACUAUUUUGUACCGAUAUUCAUUGUAAAUUAAAACAAUUGUUCCGUGUUUAUAACAUUCUUAUUCUAUGUUCGUACUCUUAUCGUAUGUACACAUGUAAACAAUUAUAAUGUACAAGAUAAGAUUAAAAUUCAAUACUUUACGAUUAUAGUAAAAAAAAUAUCAUACAGCAGACUUCUGAAUAACGUAUGCUUUGUGAACGAUGUAUAAGUUAUAAAAAUAUACCCACACUUAUCAAUGAUCGAAAUUUCUGAAAGUGAUCAAAUAAAAUAUCAUUUGUACAUAA